This is a messenger RNA of Heteronotia binoei (common prickly gecko), 4225 nucleotides long. RefSeq names its product armadillo repeat containing 5 (gene ARMC5). The record is from RefSeq and is a predicted model, not a curated record. Bases 9 to 3329 code for a protein of 1106 amino acids. NCBI's taxonomy places the organism in Eukaryota, Metazoa, Chordata, Lepidosauria, Squamata, Gekkonidae. The transcript has 6 exons. Gene Ontology annotation, biological process: anatomical structure morphogenesis. Gene Ontology annotation, molecular function: protein binding. Gene Ontology annotation, cellular component: cytosol.
GUCCCAAGAUGGCCGUUUCUGCUGCGAAGGGUGGGGGCGGCUGCCCCGGCGGCUCUCUGGGCUACUGCCUGGCCCAGCUGCAGAAGGGGACGGAGCCAGCCCUGGGCAAGGCCCUGCUGGCCCUCCGGACGCAGCACAUCAAGGAGGCCGGGGGCAUCGCUCGCUUCAGGAGCCGCGGCGGGCUGGCCCCCCUCCUGGCCGUCCUGGCCAGCGCCCCCCGCCCGCGGCGCACCCUCGACCUGGCCCUCAGCAUCCUGGGCAACUGCUGCACCGAGGGGGGCAGCCGCACCCAGGUGCGCGAGCUCGGGGGGAUCCCGCCCCUCGUUACUGUCCUGAAAUCGCUUGCUGUGGAAAGCAUCCAGAAUCGGACAGCUCGGGCUCUCGGCAACUUGGCUGUAGACAUGGAGAACUGCCAGGCCAUUCAUGAAGCAGGAGCGGUGCCCCCCCUCAUCCAGAUCCUCACCACCUCCCAGGACAGCGAGUGUCUGCAGAGCGUGAUCCGAGCGGUGCGCUACCUGGCCGACACCCCCUCCCAUCGCCUGGCGUUGGCCCAGCAGGGAGCGGUGCGGCCCAUCGCCGAGCGCCUGACCUCCUCCCCGGACGACACGGCCCUGGUGGCAGCGGCCGUGCGGGCCCUCCUGGAGCUGACCAAGGGCUGCAGCCGCGACUGUGCCCAGCAGCUGAGCCUGGGGGGCGGGGUGGCCCCCCUGGUGACACUGACGAGCCACAGUAAGCAGGCGGUGCGGGAGGCGGCCCUCGUGGCCCUGGCCAACCUUUGCCUGCAGGGGGUGCUGCGGCCAGCCGUGGGCAACGCUGGUGGGGUAGAAGUGCUGGUGAGCGAGAUCCAAAGGUGGCGGGGCUCCGGAGCUCCUGGGGCUGCCCUGCAUUCUUUGGUGAGAGCCCUCUGCCUGCUCUGCCGGGAGGCGGUCAACAGGAGCCGGGUCCGGGAAGCCGGGGGGCUGGAGGUGCUGCUCUCCCUGUUGCGGGAUCGAAACUACAGUUCCAUCCACGCUCGUGUGGUGGUGGCCUUCGUGGCUUUCCUGUAUGAUGAAGAGGCCCUGGAGAUCCUUCAGGCCAGAGGGCUGGUGCCUUUGCUGGUGGGAAGGCUGGCAGCCCAGGGCCAGUGGAGUGGCCAGGAGCAAGAGGAGGCCGAAGGAGAGGUGGAGGAGCAGGAGGACGAGAAAGACGCCGCCUCGUUUGACUUCCCUGCAGAGGGGCGCCGGGGGGAGCAGGCCACGCCCGGAGCAGAGUCCUCCAGCUUCCAGAGUCUCAGGUCCUGGCUGCUUUCUGAAGGCUACAUUGCCAGUCCGGGAGACCUGUCUCCGCAGUGGUCCCCAGACACCACCCUUUCUGAACUGGAUGCCCAAGGAUGCGUCAGCCCCAACCAGGAACUGCAAGAGGAGCCCCUGGGGCCCUGCCACACCACGCCACUGGUCAAAACCCAGUCCAGGGCAGAAUCCCCUGACUUCUUGAACUGCCCCUUGCUGGAUUUGGCGCUCGUGGAACAGCCAAGCUCUUCGACAGGAAUCAACCCAGCAGAGGGAGACGGAGCACAUCCGGAAGAGACUGUCUGUGUGGCUGCCUCACCCAUCCCAGGAGAAACAGGGAGCUUCCAUUCAGCACAGACACCUUUCCUUGAGACUGUGCAUUUGUCGGGGGUCAAGGAGCACCAAGAGCUUGCAAAAGUGACUGAGGAAGUGGCACAGUCUGCGCAGGCUGUACCAGCAGCAGAGGAGAAUGAGGCAGGGGCGCGUGCAGCUAUAUCCCUUCCGAGCAAGUGCGACCAAAACCAUCCAUCGCCCAGUGUUCUUGCCAAAUCCCCCAAUGCCGAAGAGGCAGGUCCGGCACCCAAAAAGCCACCGCAUCAGAACUUCCCAGGUUCCCCUGAAGAAUCCAGGCCACCCACCUUCUGCUGGAAGCGGCGCACCAAGUUUCGUUCAGCGUCUGAGCAGGCAACGCCUCCUCAGACCUCACGCCCCAUCGGGGAAACCCCAUCCCCGCUUCUCUCCUUGGCCCUGCCUCUCUCUUUCUCUCCACAUGGGGGUGACAGGGAGCUGCAUUCCCCGGAAGCCCCGGCCUUGCUGCUGCUCUCGCGGUUUUCGCAAGCUGAGGAUCCCAGCCGCAGCCUGGUGACGCCAACGGUGUUGCGGGGACUUCUCCAUUACGUCACGGGGAGCCCCGCCCCUUCGUCCCGCUGCCUUCGGCUGCUGCACCGCCUCACCUGCAACCCCACAUGCCUGGAGGCCUUCGUCCGUUCCUUUGGGGCCUCGCUCAUCCGGGCCUGGUUGGUGCUAGGUGUGUCACCCGAGCAAGCUGCUAGUGCUACUGCUAUGGAACAGGAAGAGGAGGGCCCAAGCAACCCCGAGGCGGGACACCACAAUGCUGGGAGAUUCAAGGACCUCGGUGAGACGCUGCUGAUGAACCUGCGCGUCCAAGCAGAGUCCCCCUUCGGUGUUGGAGUCCUCAACCACCUGCUGCUGUCGGGCUCCGAGUCAGACCAGGUGGCCUGCGCCCUCGCCCUCCCCCUAAUCUGCAGGAAGGACUCCCUUUGCCGGAAGCUUCUCUUGGACCACUCUGGCCUGCGUUACCUGCUGGGUGCCCUGGUGCGAGGCCCUGACCCCCACUUCAUCUUCUACGCCUCCGAUUCGCUCUCCUUCCUCCUGGGUUCUCAGGUUUCCCCUCCCACUGGGGUCUCGUCUCCUGCCUUGAAGCGGCCACGCUUGGACCCCCCGCAGCCUUGUUCUUACCUCCACCUGGUGGGUGAAGGCAAGGCUGACCUGCACUUCCAGCUUGACGGUGGCACUGUGGUGCCUGCCCUGCGCAAGGUGGUGAGCGACGCCUCCGAGGUCUUCCACGCCAUGUUGAGCGGCGGGUUUGCCGAGUCGUGCCAUGCCACUGUGGCGCUCCACGGCCUGUUGCCCGAGCCCUUCCUGGCCCUGACGCACUUCCUGCACGGCUGCCGGGGGAAGCCUUGCCCAGUGUUGGGUGUGCCGUUUUCCCUUGCUUUGGCCGAAGAAAUCUUGACGGUUGCAGAACAGUAUCUCCUCCCCGAGCUCCAGUCUCUGGUCGACGAUGCCCUGUGCCAGGGCUUCUUAUGCCCGGGGACCAUCGGCGAGGUGUACCGCUUGGCCGAACGACAGAACCGGCCCUGUGUGCUCCAGCGGUGCGCCUCCUAUGCGCUCCAGGAGUCAGCAAGGCCCACCCAGCAAGCCGCUCUGUUGGCAGAACUGCUCCGAUCCACUGGAAAUCCCAGCGGGUUGGCUGAGGAGCUGUUGAGAGCAGUCCUGGAGUCCCCAUGGGGCUGUGGUUCCGAGGGACAGCUAGGCUGAAGGCCUGGGCUUUCGUCUCCUCCGUCUCCAACCUCCCCCCACGCACCAUCACAGUGUCAGUGUUGUAGUGGAACACGCCAAUGCAGUCGCAGCAGGAAGACGAAGAAUAAACGGGGUGAUCCUCAGAGAAGGGCGGUCCAGAUUGGUAGCCAGUCCCGCAGAGUUCAGUCUGGGAAUCCCUGGGGAGGGGGAAAUAGUAUUUAGCAGCCCUCGGCAAAGUGUGUGUGAGGUGGAAGGCAGAGGAGGCAACUGUGUUUGGGGGUGGGGGGGAGAGAGAGAAUAAGGAAGCAAGUUGUCCAAAGAUGGUGGUAAUGUAGCUCGACUGGAGAGCGGCAAAGGGAAGGUUGAAAUGAAGGGUGGAGAGAGCUGCCUGUCUUGAAAUCCUAGUAAACCACAAGAGCCUCUUCCCACCCCUUCGUUUGCAGAGGCGUCCCCAUCCGGUAUUGGAGGAGGCACCUGCCAUUCGACUGUAUGCUUCUGAGUAUGACAGCAGUGGAAAGUGGGCGGCGGGUCCCUUUCUUGUAGGGGGGACUCAAGGGAGGGGCUCCCAGUGGCACACCAGGAAUUCAGGGAGUUACGGCGCCAAGAGGGGGACCCCAGUCGGAGGCAGUGGCUCUGUAGAAAGUCCUCUGCUGUGUGAGAGGGUGGUUUCCAGUGGAGAUGCAAGGAGGGCAUUAAUAAGUAACGAAAGGAGUCUUGAAAUGGGAAGAGGAUCCUGUGGGACGGACCAUUUAGACUCUCUCCCUCCGAGGCCCACGAGAAGAGAAGCUGGUGGGAGGUGGACGCUUUGUGAGCUGGGAGGCUGAUUGGAGGGGGGGCGGGGCUCGUCUGUGCAGGAACUCGGUUGCCUCUAAGCGAUUGUAUAUAGAGAAAAUAUAGAUUCAGAGAUGCUCUAA